Messenger RNA from Durusdinium trenchii, 860 nucleotides. NCBI's taxonomy places the organism in Eukaryota, Dinophyceae, Suessiales, Symbiodiniaceae. The record is from the annotation of a GenBank genome assembly.
UUCUUACUACUAGUAGUAAAGAAGCUACUAGGGGCAGGACAAGAAAUUGAACAUGUGGCGGCAUUGCCUCCUGGGCCUUGUGGCGUCUGCACCCAUCCCGUUUGAGCAUGAGGAUGUCAGUGACCUCAUUGGAAUAGGGAGUCAGGUGGCUGCAGCUGAAGAUAUGAGCAAGGUGGACAAAGACUUGUCGCGGCAUGGCCGGCGGCAACGGAUGACAGCGUGCGUCCGCAUCACACGGGCCUUUGUGCAACAGCGCCCCGAUGAGGUGGAUGCCACAGUUGCAACUCUGAUGUCUCAAACAGUCCCAGGGAUGCCCGAACCGACAGAGGAACAGGGCAUGAACCAAUUUUUCUCCAUGAGCGUCUUGGCUUGCUACGAGGCGAUCGACAAUGAGACGCUCUCACAGGUUGUGAAAGGUCAGGGACUGCGGCCACUCGCAGACAGAACUGCAGAGUCGGUGUUUAGAAACCUGAUGCUUGCUCGCCGACCGAGCCGACAACAAGUGGAGCUCUACGAGCAAAUCCUGCAGGAGGAGCAAGCUCGGAUACUUGACGAGAUGACGUUGGAUGACAUGCCUGGAGCUUUGGGUCUUUUCGGGCAAAAGAUGUCCACCAGCAAGGCUUCUGUCCUGCUCUUGGCGGUUGUCUUCGGCAUCAUCGGUGCUGUGACCAUGUUCCUCAUGCGGAAGGAGGAAGAAAAAGAACAAAGAAGGAAAGCAAAGAAGGAGAAGAAAAAGAAUCAUUGACGCAAGUAGAGCUAAGCUGCCGGUUGAAUGAAAAGCUCAGCUUACUUGGGCGCGCGGCGCAAAAGUAUGAGUGAGCCACACGUCAAAUCCGCGAACAGAAACAUUUCUUUUUAUG